GUGGCGCCCUGGUCAGAAGAUGGCGGCGCCGGAGGCCAGCGACAGUGAGGAGGAGGAGCUGGCGGGCUAUGGCACCGCGCUGGAGCCGCUGCUGGAGGGUGAACGAAUUAAGAAGCCAGUUCCUCUUCAAGAGCAGACUGUUAAAGAUGAAAAGGGACGAUACAAACGUUUUCAUGGAGCAUUUAGUGGUGGUUUCUCUGCUGGCUACUUCAACACUGUUGGUUCAAAGGAAGGAUGGGCCCCUUCAACUUUUGUGUCAUCACGUCAGAAGAGAGCAGACAAAACAGUCCUUGGACCAGAAGACUUUAUGGAUGAAGAGGAUCUAAGUGAAUAUGGGAUAGCGCCUAAAGAAAUCACAACGACAGAUGACUUUGCUUCCAAACCCAAAGAUAGAAUAAAAGAAAAAGCUAGGCAGAUUGCAGGGGUAACUGCAUCCAUUCCAGGAGCCACUGCACUGGAUGAUUUAAUAGCACCAGCAAAAAUAACUAUUGGUGUUGAAUUAUUGCGAAAAAUGGGCUGGAAAGAAGGACAAGGAGUUGGACCUCGAGUAAAGAGAAAGCCACGCAAACAAAAACCUGAUCCUGAAGUAAAAGUAUAUGGCUGUGCGCUACCACCUGAAGGAUCUGAGGAUGAAGAGGAUGAAUAUCAGCCAGAGAAUGUGACGUUUGCACCCAAAGAUGUAAUGCCUGUAGACUUGACUCCUAAAGAGAAUGUCCAUGGACUUGGUUACAAGGGUCUAGACCCCACCAAAGCAUUGUUUGGGGUUUCAGGAGAACACCCCAGUCUUUUUACUGAUGGUUCUGAAAAGACAAGUAAUCUACUUGGUGAUCUGAGACAUAGUAAAGGAAGAAAAUUGGGUAUCUCAGGCCAGGCUUUUGGUGUAGGAGCUUUGGAAGAAGACGACGAUGAUAUAUAUGCUACUGAAACAUUGUCAAAAUAUGAUACAGUUCUGAAAGAUGAGGAACCUGGAGAUAUGCUGUAUGGUUGGACUGCACCUAAGCAGUAUAAAAACAAGAAAGGAAUGGAGAAAGAAGUUAGAUAUAUUGGCAAAAUUCUGGAUGGCUUUUCCUUGGCUUCUAAAUCAUCAGCUCCAAAGAAGACUUAUCUACCGCCUGACCUGCCAAGGGAUUACAGACCAGUCCAUUACUUUCGACCAGUGAUAACAGCUAGAAAUGAAAACCCCCUUUUACUUCAGGCAUUAGUUGAAUCAACUGGGAAACGUGAGAUUGAUACUCCACAGCAAAACAGACACACACUGAAUGCAUCUCAGAGGAGGGAAUUGCUAGGAGAGACUGCUCUAAAAGGUCCAUCUCCUUCUGUUUUGGAGUAUCUGUCAGGGAAAGACAAAGAGAGAAUCAAAGAAGCAAUACAGGCAGCUGAACAACAAAUGAAAACACAAACUUUGCCUCAGCAAUCCCUGAAUAUUUCAUCUGCCUCAGAUGGUGUUAAGCACAAGUGGCAAAUGGCAUUGGGGGGGCAGUUAGCCACCCCUGGUUCUAGUGACUUCAAACCAUUUGCAAAAAAUCCAGAAAAACAAAAAAGAUAUGAGGAUUACAUAGAGAGUCUUAAACAAGGACAAAAAGAUACACCAGAAAGUCAUUCAGAUCCGGGUAUGACAGAAUGGGAGCGAGGAAGGGAACGAGAGGAGUUCUUCCAUGCAGCAGUGCUCUACAAAUCCUCUAACUCAGUCCUGUCAUCAAGGUUUACUCGGGCCAAGCAUGAAGAUGACACCGACAAAGUGGAAGUUCCUCGAGACGAAGAGAUGGAUAUUAAUGACAAAGAAUCUGCAGUGAAGAUGAAGAUGUUUGGCAAGCUCACAAGAGAUAAGUUUGAGUGGCACCCUGAGAAGCUAUUGUGUAAAAGAUUUAAUGUUCCUGAUCCCUACUCUGAUUCAUCGAUUGUUGGGUUACCCAAAGUGAAACGUGACAAGUAUUCUGUAUUCAAUUUCUUAACUCUACCGGAGUCUACCACGACAACUAUAACUCAAACAACAAAUGAAAAAGUACAACAGAAUAUCAAUCCUAACAAGCCAAAGAAACCAUCAAGAUGGGAUGUAUCUGACAAAGAGAAGAAGAAAAACGAUUCUGUUAGUGAGUUCAUAAGUCUUGCUAGAUCAAAAAUUGAUAUUCAGCAGCAACAGCCAGAAUCAGUAAUAGAAGAAGACAGAAGUAGAACAAGUGAUCCCCUUCCCAAUAAGGCAGUUAAUGAAAGCACAGAUCAGAAUAAAGAAGAAGAAAGCAGACCAUCUAUGGACUUAUUUAAAGCUAUCUUUGCCAGUUCCUCAGAUGAAAAAUCAUCCUCAUCUGAGGAAGAUAGCGAUGAAGAGACGCAUCAGACACCUUCUGCUAUGCCAAACUCAGAAAGUACAAAGCCUGCUAAUCUACCAGAUACCUCCUUAGCUGAUGUACAAGAAUGCAUGGCUGUUACAAAAGAGCCUGACCUUGUGCCACCUCUUUUGAAGGAGGAGCUGGAUAAGGAAGAAGAAUUUGGACCGAGGUUGCCUCCAGUUUUCUUUUCUAAGACUAUUCAGAAACAUGAGCCAGUACCACUAGCAAGUUCUCUUGAAGCCAAUCAGAAAGAGAAACCUAAAAAGAACAAAGAAAAACACAAGGCUAAGAGAGAGCACAAACACAAAAAGGAAAAGAAAAAGAAACAUAAGAAGCACAGGCACAAAGGCAAACACAAGAAUAAAAAAUCAGAGAAAAACAGUAGCUCAGAGACUGCUGAUAGCAGUGACAGCCUUAGUGACAUAGAGGAGAUCACAGGUUUGUCAUCCCAGGAACUUCUAAGAAGACUGAAACAUCUUCCUGCAAUGAAGCAGUAACUUGCUUUCUUCAAUACUGUAUGACUUUUGGUCUGAAACUUUGAUCUCCUCCAUGAUGGAAGAUCAGUAAUGUAUAGAUUGCACUGUAAAUGUUGUAUUUAUGCUGAAUAUGUUUGAAAUCAUAAAUUUAUAAUUUUUUUCUGUGAUAUUUUACCAUUUUAAACUAUAUGAAUUGUGGAAUGUUGGAAAGAUCUUUCUUUUUUUUUUUUUUUUUUUUUUGCUGCUAGCAUGCAUUAUCAAAAGUAAUCGUUCAGGCUCUACAUUUAAUUAAUGUGAGGGCUAUUGGUAGCAAGCGCACCUGUGUCUGAGAGUAGGACUUCUCCUUUACAUCCCAGUGUUCUACUAAAAAGGUAGACUCAAAAUGGUGAAUUCUUGGUUGUUUUGAAGAACCUAUUAUAAUUUGGUUUGAGCUACCUUUUAAUUUAAAUGAGACUAGAUAUUUUAAUAAACUGUAUAUUACAAAUGGUAUUUCUGGUGUAUUAAAUCAUUGUGUGAAAGUUCUUAAAAUAUUAUAAACAAGAAUGUAAGUCAAUGCUGAAAGAAGUGAAGCUCGGAAGUUAAAAAGGCAUAAUUUACAUGAAAACAAGUCAUUCUGUCUCUCUCUUAUGUAGAUAUUCAGAAUGCAGAAUUUCUCUGUAUUUCUAAAUGUGUUAAUCUGUUUUUCAGACUUUUUCUGUCUUAGAAUUUUGUAUAUUAUCCAUCACCAUAGUAUGGCUUUUUCAAUAAAUUAACAAAUGGUAUGAUGCAUGUUAAAAUAGCAUUACAGUACUGGAUUAUCUUGAACACUACCUACAUAAAAAAUGUCAUCAUCAGUAUCGGCAUUAUUCUACAUUCAUGUUUAUAUUUAACACAAAUGUUAUGUUGAAAAACCCAAAGAUUCUUCAAAAUUUUCUUGCUUGCUCUGAGUACAAACCUGUGCUGUAUUGUACACUUAAAAGGAGGUUGAAAUUUCAUUAAAAAGUCCAAAUAAGUCUGUAAAGUCCUAUUACAAUUACAGGGUUGUUCCUGAUGUGAACUAUAAAAUAAUACUGAACCACAUGACUGUCUGACCUCCUUGAAUGGAAAAAGUUGUUAAAACCAGUUCAUCAUGAUUUAUUAUGAGACUAAAAGAAUGUUCUCCAUUUGCAAUUGCUAACAAAAAAAAA
Messenger RNA from Trachemys scripta elegans, 3969 nucleotides. It is a transcript of the gene GPATCH1, whose product is annotated as G-patch domain containing 1. Bases 20 to 2824 code for a protein of 934 amino acids. Gene Ontology annotation, biological process: mRNA processing. The transcript has 20 exons. The record is from RefSeq and is a predicted model, not a curated record. Gene Ontology annotation, cellular component: nucleus. Gene Ontology annotation, molecular function: RNA binding. NCBI's taxonomy places the organism in Eukaryota, Metazoa, Chordata, Testudines, Emydidae.